Molecule: messenger RNA, 483 nt
Organism: Alligator mississippiensis (American alligator)
Lineage: Eukaryota; Metazoa; Chordata; Crocodylia; Alligatoridae
Product: heterogeneous nuclear ribonucleoprotein M-like
Exons: 3
Coding region: 38-385 (115 amino acids)
Biological process (GO): alternative mRNA splicing, via spliceosome; regulation of mRNA stability involved in response to oxidative stress
Cellular component (GO): cytoplasm; post-mRNA release spliceosomal complex; nucleus
Molecular function (GO): mRNA binding
Source: RefSeq, a predicted model, not a curated record
GCGGGUUCUCCUCACACAAAGGCGCUGCGGUGAGAAAAUGGCGGCGGCAGCGGCGGCGGGUCCGGAAAGCGGCGGCAAAAUGGAGGAGCCGGCGGCGGCCGCGGGGGCAGCCAACGGCGCGGGCAGCGCCGGGGACGGCCCCGCCAAGAGUGAAGGUGAACGACCAAGCCAGAAUGAAAAAAGGAAAGAGAAAAGUGUCAAAAGAGGGGGGAAUCGCUUUGAACCAUAUACCAACCCAGCUAAAAGAUAUCGAGCUUUUAUUACAAAUAUUCCAUUUGACGUGAAGUGGCAGUCUCUCAAAGAUCUGGUCAAAGAGAAAGUUGGUGAGGUAACAUACGUGGAGCUCUUAAUGGACGCUGAAGGAAAGUCAAGGGUAAGUGUUUGAGAGAAUUUCUUCUGUGGAUUUACUACAUGACAAAUGUAACUGUAUGGUGGCGUGGAACCGAAUGAAAUCAGGAAGGUAGAGAGUGUGGAUGUAUAGUG